AUGACACUACUUUCCACCGCUGAGCCCACCGGUCUCUGCGACAAGGCUGCUUUGUAUCAGAACAGUCUAUCGACCAGUAUCAACAGUUUAGGUAACAUCGUAGCCAGUUUGUUUGCUUUGAUUAUAUUGUUGUAUGUUGCGGCUACACGGUCAACCAGAAGUUUGGUUUUUCACUUCAAUUUUAGGGUAGGUACUAUUAUUUUGGUAUUUUAAGGUAGACUUUACUGUACUUUGUAUUUUUUUUAAAAUUACUAUACUUUAUUCUCAUACUUUUUCCCUUAAAUACCAUCUCAAUUUACAAUUAAUCGUCUAUACCUUGACUAUGCAACUACUUUAAUUAUUAAUUCUUUAAUAUAACACUGAAUUAUUUAGAUACUAUUAUAUAACAGCUGGAUGGUAGUGUUCGUAUACCUCUGGACUACAAUAAUUGCCUUUUUGUAUGAUUUAGUCCUACAGUUAACCUCAUUACCAUGCCACAACACCUACGUCUACUACAAAUGUCUGAUGUUCAGAUGGCCUAUAGCCUUGUCAAGUUGUGCCAUCAACUUUUUUCACUUUGCCAUCUUCUUCGAGCGUACUGUAGCCAAGCAAAUGUUCAAAAGAUACGAAAAUGGAUGCAAGUUUCUGGGUAUUUUCCUCAUUUUAUUUACUGUAAGUGUUUUUGCUAAGUACGGAGUGCCUUAUUUUAUGUCUUAAACAGGAUAAGUGGACUACUAUAACAUAUGACAUACUUUUUAUAAACAUACUAUUCGAACCCAUUAUAUACAGCCUUAAUAUAACAUGUAAUUAUCAGUAUCUCAAAGAUUAAAAUGCAGAAGAAUCUAACAGUCUGAAAACAGACAUAAACUAACUAUUAUGUACUACGUCCUAUAUAUGAUAUACUUUAUACAUAACCUAGCCUUUUUAUAUGUACAUAACCUAGGUUAAAAGUUAUCAACGGUUCAAAAAAUAAUACUUUAAUCAAAUUUGCAUAUCAAUAAAAAAUUUAUCCUUCAGUGGGCACUCCUGAUCACCUUGUUUUUCUUUUCCUACCGUGUACACGACUACCACACUACAGUAGCCGUAUGUUCAGUUACAAUAGUAGAAAACGAAGACAGGAUACGAUACAUGGCCAAUGGCAUGUUAACAUGCAACAUGUUUAUAGUGUUAGGAGAGAUGUACCUAUGGUUUACAAAUAGACGCAAAGUUAAAAGAAAGUAAGUGUUUCGUUGUGCAUUUUAUUACCUAAAUAUACAAUACGACCAGAAUAUAAAUAAACUAGGUACAGUACGUAAUGUCAUAAGGAAAUAACACAGCAUAUCAUUAUGCAUUCAUUUCCUUAUAUACAAUAUCAUUACCUAUUACAAUUACACUAAAGUCAAAAUGUAAUUAUCCAUAUAGAUAUAUUUCGAGAAAUGACACAAAGAUAACCAUAUGUUUUAUCAUUUCUAUAUACUUUAGAGUAUAUAGUCACUACUCGUUGACAGAAUCGUACCAAAAAUCUGAGAACUACAUAACCAGUGUGCUGGUUCUGCCAAUCUCAAUAACUCACUCGGUAUUAUAUACCUUUUACUUAUUUACCGCACAGUUAAUCAGGAAUUAUAUUAGUAAUGACACACACCCUAUUCUCAACGUAUCUCUGCUUACGUUGGCACAUCAGGUUCGUUCAUUACAGUUUAUAUGAUGCCACUUCAUAACAAUAGUAAAUUGCAUAUUUUGUGACCUUACUUUACCAAGAAACUUGAUUAAUAUCGUAUUAUCGUAAUGCAAUGUAUAAUCUUACUUUGCUAAAUCAAAAUUGCCGUUUUUCUAGUAAUUUGACGUAGCAUUUACAGCCUAGAAAAACAUCUUACUCUUAAAAAUACUGUGAGGGUAAACCACUGCAUACCCUAAGAGUAUUUUAGUAGCUGAAUAAUUGUGACGUAUCUUGUUGUAGGUAAUCUACUUUGACAUCAGCUUGUGCCUUCUAUUCUACCUCAUCAUAUCUCGUCGGAUAGAAAACAACAAGAAGAUCGAAGAACUAAACAUGGCCAAUAACGUACGAUCUAAUACGUAUUUCACUCUACUACAACGACAGAUCAAGUAA
Bursaphelenchus okinawaensis is the source of this 2065-nucleotide messenger RNA. The record is from the annotation of a GenBank genome assembly. NCBI's taxonomy places the organism in Eukaryota, Metazoa, Nematoda, Chromadorea, Rhabditida, Aphelenchoididae.